UGAGUGGUUAAAUUAUCUCAAUCAUUGAAUAAGGAACGUCGGUUCAUAACGAUACAAUAAAUACUAGUCCAACCGCAUGGUGGAUGUCAAAAGGAUAAGGAUUUGUAAAUUAUUCAAAAUAUACAAUUUAUUGGAGAUUUAUACAAAUUAUCAGAAUGAGUACUUCGAUAAUUAUAGUACGAUUGUUGAUUUGUACGGUGAUAUUCGUACCACUAUGUUGCAGAGGAUUCAAAGAUCGUCGUAUUCCUAAUUUGUAUGAACAAGGUUUGGUAAUAAACUCGACAAACUGGUACCUACAACUCGAUAUCUCCGAUGUAAACGACGAAAUUCAAAAGGCUGUUGACAGAAUUGAAAACAGGUACCGUUCAGACGAAAUUUUACUAUCGAAUGUUAGUCGUUUGAUAAUUGGAAGCCCGGUUCAUGGACAACUGAUUGAUUCCAUGCCUUCCAAAGACGGACAUUCAGGAUCUCGAAAUGCUGAAAUUAUAUUGGAAGUUACACAAAGUUUGAAGAAUACAUAUUGCCUAAAGCACGGGUUAAGUGAUAUACAAUGUGCCAAAGAUUUAACCAAGGUGAAUCUGACUGGGACAACAUUGGGUGAGAUGUGUAUGCCCGAGCAUUACAACAACAAUUCGUGCAUCGGGUACGAGUAUGACUAUCGUAGUUUUGACGGAUCUUGUAACAACCUGAAACGUAAAUAUUUGGGAAAGGCAAACACACCUUAUAAACGUUUGCUGUUUCCAGUCUACACAGAUGGUGUUUACGAAAUGCCAAAUAUUUACGAAGAAAUGCUGCCUAAUCCUAGAUCAGUGAGCACAAAUUUUGUAAAAGACGAGAACUCACCUGACAAAACAAAAUCGAUGAUGAUGGCGUACUGGGCGAUGUUCAUAGGCCACGAUCUAUCACACACGGCAGUUUCUACCAUGGGGAAAGAGAACAGAUUUGUAAAUUGUUGUGAUAAGGACAAAAGUAUUCAAUAUUCUCUGAACAAAAACAUGAGGUCCUGCAAACCUAUACAUAUACCGAAUGAAGAUAGGUUUUUUAAAACGGAUCAGUUUGAUUGCAUGAACUACGUGCGUUCGCGGCCAGCGGUGCGUUCUGAUUGUACAUUUGGACCCAUGGAACAAAUGAACCAAGCUACCCAUUAUUUAGACGCGUCGAUGAUAUAUGGUACGACGGAACAACAGAUGUUGUCGUUGAGAGAUAAUGAGUGGCUCGGCCAACUGUUAAUAGAAAGCAAAUAUAACUAUACGGUACACAAUAACAUCACUCUGGAAAACACAGAUACGAACGUUUGUCAGAACGGCUCCGGCACGUGUUUUAUGUUUGGUGACAUUCGAGCAAACGCGUUCCCACAACUUAGUGCCUUGUACAUAAUGUGGAUGCGUGAACACAACCGGAUCGUCCAAUUACUGUACAAUGAAAGACCUAACAUGACUGACGAUCAACUUUUCUGGGAGGCCAGGAAAAUCGUGACGGCGUGCAUUCAGCACAUCACUUACAACGAAUGGCUGCCGGCACUGCUUGGCGUUAACUACACCAAGGAAAACGGUUUGGGACUGGGAGACAGAACCAUGUAUGACGAGACUGCCGACCCGACAGUUAGCAACAGUUUCGCGACCGCGAUACUGCCGUUUGCAUAUUCCAUGAUCACCGAAUUUAUUAGUUUUUAUGACAUAGAUCACCGCGAAGGUUUUGAAAGCGUAUAUCCUGUUUUUUUUAACUAUUCUGACUACCGCCAAGGAUUCUUAAAGGAAAAUUACAACCGACCACUUAUGGUGGGUGAGACUUCGGAAUAUAAUAUGCUUCUAAUAGGAUUAUUUGUGCAGCCUACACAAAAAGUUGAUAUGUUGUUUACACAAACGAUAACAAAUUACUUGUAUAGUAUUGAUCCAAAUAAUACCUUUGGAAUGGACAUUCUUAGCUUGAAUAUACAACGAAGCCGCGAUCACGGUAUUCCAAGCUACACGCAAUUUAGAAAAUAUUGUGGACUCAAAGACAUAGAAAAUAUGCAAGAUUUGUCUGAAAUAAUGGUGGAAGGUUCAGCUGAUAGAUUAUUGAAGCUAUACAAAACUUGGAACGAUAUAGAUCUAUUGGUUGGUGUAUUGUUGGAAAAACACGCUGACGACGCAAUGGUGGGCCCUACGAUGAGAUGUAUCAUCAGGGAACAGUUUGUGAGAACAAGAAUUGCAGAUAGAUAUUUUUAUGACUUACCAGGAGUAUUCUCUGAUUAUCAACUUGAGGAUAUCCAACAAGUGACACUUGCCAGAAUUUUAUGUAAUGACUAUAAAUUUUAUGGAACCAAUAUAAAUAAAAUGACAACACUAAAAGUCUUUUUGAGACCUGAGGUAUAUGAUGGUUCAACACUUCAUCGAUGUAAUUCACUAUUAAUUCCAGAAAUUGACUUAUGGAGUUGGUUUGAUACAUUUAAGUAACAGUCAAAAAAGUCUUUGUUUAUAAAAAAAUAAUUUUAAGUGGUAAAACAUAAUACUAUAUUACUAUUACAUGGUUUUAAUAUAUAUUCAUAAUAUUUUGUUUUAUAUAACUUCAUCAUACAUUUAUAAAAUAUAAAUAUAUUAUAAAUAUCUUUCAUUGGGAUUGCAAGAACAUUUUUUUGAGAUGAAUCAAAUCCAAAAAUUAACUGACACAUUUGAAUAUAAAAUGUUUUUGAUAAUAUCGUACUGGUAUAAAUAAGUUUUUUUUUAUCAUUCUUCGCCUUUUUGUUUGGACAACAUAAUUC
Molecule: messenger RNA, 2740 nt
Organism: Metopolophium dirhodum (rose-grain aphid)
Lineage: Eukaryota; Metazoa; Arthropoda; Insecta; Hemiptera; Aphididae
Product: peroxidase-like
Exons: 11
Coding region: 156-2435 (759 amino acids)
Biological process (GO): response to oxidative stress
Molecular function (GO): heme binding; peroxidase activity
Source: RefSeq, a predicted model, not a curated record